Messenger RNA from Penicillium alfredii, 486 nucleotides. Its product is annotated as tropomyosin. Gene Ontology annotation, biological process: mitotic cytokinesis; actin filament organization. The transcript is spliced from 3 exons. Lineage: Eukaryota; Fungi; Ascomycota; Eurotiomycetes; Eurotiales; Aspergillaceae. Gene Ontology annotation, molecular function: actin filament binding. The record is from RefSeq and is a predicted model, not a curated record. Gene Ontology annotation, cellular component: actomyosin contractile ring; actin filament. Bases 1 to 486 code for a protein of 161 amino acids.
AUGGAUAAGAUUAAGGAGCGCAUGAGCGCCCUCCGCGUGGAGGCCGACGAUGCCCACGAGAAAGUCGAGGAGCUGAAGGGCAAGACCAAGACGCUGGAGCAGGAGAACUUGUCCAAGGAGCAGGAGAUCACAUCGCUCAACCACCGCAACCAGCUGCUUGAGGAGGAGGUUGAGAAACUGGAGACCUCUUUGAAGGAGGCCAAGGAUGCCGCCAACCAAAGCGCCCAGCAUGACACCCAGAACGAGGCUCUCCAACGCCGGGUGCAGCUCCUCGAGGAGGAGGCCGAGGAGAACGACCGCACUCUGCGGGAAACGAACGAGAAGCUCCGCCAAACCGACGUCAAGGCCGGCCACUACGAGCGCAAGGUGCAGGCACUCGAGACAGAACGCGACCAGUGGGAGAGCAAGUACGAGGAGAUGGCCAAGAAGCACGCCGAGUUGCAAAAGGACCUCCACGACCUCGAGGUGUCCAUCAGCAACGUCUAA